Messenger RNA from Lindgomyces ingoldianus, 1176 nucleotides. RefSeq lists its product as uncharacterized. Gene Ontology annotation, biological process: mycotoxin biosynthetic process. Lineage: Eukaryota; Fungi; Ascomycota; Dothideomycetes; Pleosporales; Lindgomycetaceae. The record is from RefSeq and is a predicted model, not a curated record. The transcript has a single exon. The coding region runs from base 276 to 1016 and encodes 246 amino acids.
GGGAGAUAUGUCUUGUCUGCCUGGAGGUGCCUGAGGUUGAGGGCGAUUGUGUAUGCUGGCCAUGAACGCCGGUGAAAUCGUGGCGUCACGUGCAGGUCAUCCGAUCGGUUGGCCCCAAGUCAACGUGGACAUUACAUCGUGGCUUGCGGACAUCGGGAUUUGGCUUUCCACGCUUCUCCAUCCCGGAUUACCGCCUUUUCUUGCUUCUUUUUCUUCAAUAUUUCAACCGCCAUUCCAAGCCUCGGCGCCUUCAAUACCCUCUUCGAGAUUUAGCCAUGUCUUCACCGUCAUAUUAUCAAAUCAGCACUUCGGACUCUGAUGACGAAACUGGGGAACUCAAAUUACCCGUCCAGCCCUCUCGGAGACCGUACACUCUGCCCUAUGCAUUGGUAUUCACAACACUAAGCCUGGUCAUCACGAACUGGAUCUGGUACUGGCACCACUUUCACCACUGCAUCGCUCCACGCACACCCUUAACCCCCUUCCCGGAAUCUCUCAUAAUGGCUGAUAGCAUGGGAGUACCCUACCCACUAUCCCCAUCCCCCUCAUCAUCACCAUACCACACUGUCGCCAAACCAUUCAACUGGACAACCCCUUAUUCCGCCUCCAACAAAACUCUCACAAAUACCCUCUGGCGCUCUCUCUUUCCUAUUGGUCAAGGUGUUGUAUAUAUUCCAACUACUUGGGCACUCUCUCAAAACCUUCCUACCAGUAUUCUAAACUCUGCAAACGCUUCGGAGGCUGUGUAUUUUAUUGCUGCGUAUCAUCAACUGCACUGUUUGAGCGUGAUUAGGUCGACCUUGUAUAAAUAUAAAGAAGGGAGAGUUUCAGGAGAGGAAGGGGUGAAGUGGGAUCAUGCGAUUCAUUGUCUGGAUAGCCUACGGCAGAGUGUGAUGUGUACAGCAGAUAGUACUCUGCUGUACACGGAAGAUGGUAUUGUGUUUGGAGACAGACAGGCUAGGACGUGUCGGGAUUGGGAGGGGCUGAGGGAGUGGGUUGUUGCACACCAUGCGUAGGCGGAGAGCUAUGCAUCCAUAGAGAAACAAUCUGGAAAUAAUGCGGCAAGGUUGUAGGGGGUGUUUGGGUGGAUUUGGGAGGUUUCUGGAAGUCGAAAUGCAGAUGGAUGGUAUGAGAAUAGGAAAGAAUAGUUUCAGAGUGUUGCACGAAUGUAUUGAU